AUGCAGGAGAGAGCUCAGGAAAAAGCUCAGGUUCGACAUAUCUUAUGUGAAAAACAAUCAAAGGCACUUGAAGCAUUAGAAAAGUUAAAUUCGGGGAUGAAAUUUGAUGAAGUGGCUCGAACAUAUUCUGAAGAUAAGGCUCGACAUGGGGGCGAUUUGGGUUGGAUGAAUAGAGGCAGUAUGGUGGGAGAAUUUCAGGAUGCUGCAUUUGCAUUGCCUGUUUCUUCCAUAUUUUUAACAAAUCUAUUAAGCAAUACAAAUGAUCCUUCGAAGAAUCAAUCAACGACAAUUAAACAUAGUAAAAUGCGUGAGGAAUUCGUUAUGAUUGAUGGUAAAUCAGUUAGGAAAAUUGACUGGCAUGAUUAUAAUCAAAUAGCAGAAGACAAUGCACGAACAGGUCUUGGAGAACAGGGACAACCAGUCGAACCAUCAAUGCAAGAGCGAAGUAGUCAUGAAUUUUCUAAAUUAUAUCGGGAGAACGGUUUUAACGCUUAUGUUUCUGACAACAUUUCUAUCCAUCGAUCUGUUAAAGAUAUUCGUCAUCCAGAUUGUAAGAAGAAACUGUAUGCCGAAAAUCUUCCAAUCGUUAGUAUUAUUAUUCCGUUUCAUGAUGAACAUUGGUCAUCACUUAUAAGAUCCAUACACAGCAUAUUAAAUCGUACACCAGCAAUACUUUUAAAAGAAAUUAUACUUGUUGAUGACGCAAGCACAAAAGAUUUUUUAAAGGAGAAGCUUGACGACUACGUAGCAAAGUUAAAAAAAACACGUAUUAUACGUUUAAAAAAAAGAGAAGGAUUGAUUCGAACGAGAAUGGCCGGUGCUAGAGAGGCAACAGCCGAGAUAUUAAUUUUUUUUGACUCUCAUAUUGAAGUUAAUUAUAAUUGGCUUCCACCAUUAAUAGAACCGAUCUCUUUUGAUUAUAGAAUAGCAGUAUGUCCGUUCAUUGACAUUAUUAAAUGGGAUAAUUUUGCCUAUAUUGAUGUGUGGGGUGGAGAACAGUAUGAAUCAAGUUUCAAGAUUUGGCAGUGUGGAGGACAAUUAAAAGAUACGCCUUGUUCUCGUGUUGGCCAUAUUUAUCGAAAGUUUAAUCCAUUCGGUGGUUUUUCAUUUGGUGACUACAUGACCAGAAACCAUAAAAGAGUGGCCGAAGUAUGGAUGGACGAAUAUAAAGAAUUUAUUUACAAACGUUCACCACAUUAUAGAAAAACAGAUGCUGGAAAUUUAACAAAACAACUGGAAAUUCGUAAAAAACUCAAUUGUAAAUCUUUUAAAUGGUUUAUGGAAAAUGUCGCGUUCGAUCUACCGAAAUAUUAUCCUCCUAUCCCGUUACCGCCGUAUGCUUCCGGAGAAAUUCGUAGUAUGACUGCCCCAUUAUGCGUAGAUACGAAACAUGGCAGUGAACAUGCCUCAUUUGGUCUUGAUCAAUGCUUGUCCGAUCAUAAGGGAAUUGGUGGAGAACAAGAAUUUGAAAUUUCAUGGAGACAAGAUAUCCGUCCAAAGAAUCGAGAAAUGUGUUUUGAUGUACCAAAAAAUGGUAAACGUGCUCCAGUUGUCUUAUUUUCAUGCCAUGGUUUUAAAGGAAAUCAACAUUUUAUGUAUAAUAUCGUAAGAUUUGCAUUUAUAUAG
Didymodactylos carnosus is the source of this 1626-nucleotide messenger RNA. Lineage: Eukaryota; Metazoa; Rotifera; Eurotatoria; Philodinida; Philodinidae. The record is from the annotation of a GenBank genome assembly.